AGCCGAGAAGGGGUCCCUGGAGGCAGCUCUGUUCGAGAGCCAGGAGCUUGCCUCUUCUCUGGAGGCUCAGUGCACCAGGAAGGAGGGGGAGAGGCGCAGCUUACUCCUGGCUAAUGAGGCCUUGACGCGUGAUGCUGCUCGGAUGCGCGAAGAUGGUGAACUGCGAGUUGAACAAGCUGUAAAAGCGCAGACUGAACUGGAGAAGAAGCUGGCCCAGAUGGAGAGGAAGACCCUGCUGACCCUGAACAACACAGAGCAACUUCACAGAGAGCAGCUUGAAGCUGAAUGCCAUCUUAAGGAGCAAGAAUAUGCAGAGCUGACAAUUGAGCGGGAGCAGGCAGGGGAGCAGCUGCGCAGACAGUGUGAGGAGCAGCUGCGCAGACAGUGUGAGGAGCAGCGAGCGCUCAGCCAGAAGGAGCUACAACAGGUGCAGGAGGAAGUGGCCCGGCUGCAGCAGGACUUCAACCAAAGCCUCCUGCAGGCUGAGUGUGAAAAGCAACAGGCUUUGUCCCAGAAGGAGGCAGAGAAGGCCGCUCUGACGGAGAAGCUAGCAGCCCUGCAGCAGGAGCUAGCCACAGCAGGCAAGAAGCUCGAGUGCAUGCAGAGGGAGGCACGCAACAAACACGAGCAGAAUAAGAAUGCUACGGCUGUCCACUGGUCUGAGCUGCAUGAUUUGAGGUCUCAAUUUGAGGAGUCUUUGAACUCCCAUGAGAAUGCUAAGAGCAGUCUAAGUGAGAGAAAAGAGUUAUACCAACUGAGAGAACAUACACAACAGGAGUUGGAGGGCCUUCGCUGGCAGCUGCAGGAGGCAAAGGAUGGACUUAUUAAAGCACAGACUGAGCUGAUGGAGGCUCACAGAGAGCUCCAGGAGUGUGUACAGGAACGGGACAAGCAACGGAAAGAGGCUCUUGACCUGAGAAGGCUAAUGGGAGACGGGACCAGAGAGAAAGAGGCUAUACAAGCCUCUAACCAGGAGCUGAGAGCUUUUAUCAAGAGAGCAGAGAGUGACAACAACAGAUUGAGACGAGCAUUUGAGGAGAGGGAUCAGAAAGUGUCUGUCUCAGAGGAAUGUAGGAACUCCAUGCUCCAAGAGGUAACCACUCUCCGGAGCAGUCUGAGAGAGCUGGAGAAGUCUCGCCUGCAAGCACGCAGAAACCUGCAGGAGCUGCGCAGACAGGUUAAGGUCCUUAAAGGCGAGGACAGCCGUAAGAAACAGGAGCUGCGAGAGCUGCAGGCCCUAGUGUGUCAGGAGGAGCAGAAGGAGGAGGAAGCUCGGCGCGAGGCUUUCUCUCUCAGGCAGAGAGUGCUGGAGUGUGAGGCUGGCAGAGAAGCAGCGCUGAAUGAGGUAGAUGGCCUUCAGCUCUGUUAACAACAUGCUAGAGCAAACAUUCCACCUUUGAAUACCUGCUGCCAUACUUAUG
Molecule: messenger RNA, 1421 nt
Organism: Notothenia coriiceps (black rockcod)
Lineage: Eukaryota; Metazoa; Chordata; Actinopteri; Perciformes; Nototheniidae
Product: rootletin-like
Exons: 8
Source: RefSeq, a predicted model, not a curated record